This is a messenger RNA of Eremothecium sinecaudum, 1056 nucleotides long. RefSeq names its product Mrx19p (gene MRX19). Gene Ontology annotation, biological process: potassium ion transport; proton transmembrane transport. Gene Ontology annotation, cellular component: mitochondrial inner membrane. The record is from RefSeq and is a predicted model, not a curated record. The transcript has a single exon. Bases 1 to 1056 code for a protein of 351 amino acids. Lineage: Eukaryota; Fungi; Ascomycota; Saccharomycetes; Saccharomycetales; Saccharomycetaceae.
AUGCUUUCAAUGUUUAAUGCAAUAAGGCGGUUAACGGCUUCUCACACUAAGGUUCCGCCGCUGAAUGUUGUUCCUGAGCGCGUGUUCACUCUUCAGGAUUAUCUUAAAGACCCACUCAAAAUUAUUGUAAUUCCCGUAACUACAGAGAAGUGCUACUUCUACUUCAAGCAUACUAAAGAGCUGCUGAAUACCAAGAGUAAAUUUGUAAGGUAUGAGCAAAAAAUGAUACAGAAGGCGACCAAUGUUUGGCGAAACAUGGAAAAGUCAACUAAUGUAGUCACAAUACAGAUUGUAGCGUGGGUCAAUCUGUUGUUGGUUCGCAUCGCAUGGAUAGAGCGAUCAUUGACUAGCUUUCCUUCGGAGUCAUACAUUUUGAAGCGCGUAGAGCUGGUGAAGAAACGGACCGCAGAAGUGAUGAACUUGCGUAAAGGCGAUGAACUGCAACUGAGUGGACAAGAGCUAAAACUGAUGGAAGAGGUAGUUAACCCGAAACCUGUUCAUGUCUACUAUCCCCGUAGCAUAGUUCCAGAGAAUGUCGUGGUCUCAGAAUUAAAUCAGCUAUGGCAGAGGGGCAAGAAGGUGCAUAAGAAAUACUUCUAUCUCUGCCUAUUGGGGUUGCCACUCACGAUACCCAUUGCAAUUGUACCACUGCUUCCGAAUAUCCCAGGAUUUUACUUAGCCUAUCGUGCAUACUGUAACUAUAAGGCAUACGCCGGUGCUAGACACUUGGAAAGUUUAAUGCAAGGCAACGGAAAACAGCAUGUAGAUUUUGUUGAUUUGAAGGAAUAUUCAGAAAUGUUGACCGACGGAGGCUCCACAGGAUACCCGGCUUUUGAUGCUCCAGAAUCUAUGUUACUAAAUAAUAACUUACUCGACAAACUCAUGGAUAAUUUGUCUAUUCACGAAAUAAGACGCGAUCUUACGAUUGCAAUGAAACAAGAAAAGCGGAGAUUAAUGGAAAGUACGCAAGGAAAAAGUACUAGAAAGACCAGGACUAGAUCUAGAAAGAAAGCUAAAAAGGCAGAGGAGACUGAAUCCCAACAAGAUGACAGAUAG